Molecule: messenger RNA, 1970 nt
Organism: Sorghum bicolor (sorghum)
Lineage: Eukaryota; Viridiplantae; Streptophyta; Magnoliopsida; Poales; Poaceae
Exons: 12
Coding region: 195-1631 (478 amino acids)
Biological process (GO): SNARE complex assembly
Cellular component (GO): lytic vacuole; endosome
Molecular function (GO): SNARE binding
Source: RefSeq, a predicted model, not a curated record
UUCUUCCCCACGCUGUUAUCUCUCGCAGUCGCACGCAAACGACUAGCACAGCAAACACGCCCCCCUCGCUCGCGGCACGGCGACUGCAAUCCACCGCGGCUCGCUCGCUGCCUUCGCCGGUGAUCUGGCCUCUUCGAGUCCGGGAAUCAGAUAUCCCCAGCCCCUCCCUUCCCGCCGAAUCGGCGCGGGAGAGGAUGGCGUCCCGGCGGGGCAGCAGCAGUUGCGCGCUCUGCGAGGGAUCCAACCUGCCGUCCUGUUGCGCCGUGUGCGUCAACGCGAGGCUGCUCGAGUACCACACGAGGCUGCGCAUGAUGAGGAGUCUCCGCGACUCCCUCCAGGCCCGAAUCGCCACACGCCUCGAAGCCAAGAACAAAACAGAUGAGCAGAGGAUCUGGAGAGCCAGCAAAGCACAGGAUAUUAAGGAGUUGAGGGAUCGGCUCACUGAAUUGAAGAGAAAAACUGCCAUAGACAAGACCAAGGUUGAGCAGGCAUCGAGUGAUCUCAAGGCAAAAACUGCGUCAUUGAAUUUGGCUUUUGUCAUGCUGAAAAAGAGGCGAGCUGAUGCAGUGGCCAUGCACACCAAUGCCAUGAAAAUUGCACAGAUGAAUCUCAUGGCAACCACCUCAGAUUGUAUGAAAAUGCAAUCAAAAUCUGUAAAGCAACUUUGCAGAUUGUUUCCAAUGCGACGAGUUAUUAAAGAGGGAGAAAAGAAAAACGAGUACAGUGGUCCAUAUGAUUCGAUAUGUGGGGUUCGUCUUCCUCGUGGUCUCGAUCCACAUUCUAUUCCAUCAGAAGAACUGUCGGCAUCUUUGGGGUACAUGCUACAUUUCAUCAAUAUUGCAGUGCGUAUCCUAUCCGCGCCUUCUCUUCAUGUAUCAGGCUUUAAGGGUUCAUGCUCAAAUAUAUGGCAGCGGAGUUCCUACUGGAGCGCACGACAGUCCCAGAGCAAGGUUUACCCUCUUUUUAUACCUAGAAAAAAUGUUUGCACAGGUGGUGAAGAAACUUCACUGACAGAAAGUGGUUCGAGUAACUUUGGAGUUGACUCUGUGGAUUCUGUCAAGAAACCUUCUUUUGAUUCCAAUAGAAGCAAUAGCUUUAGCUUUUCUGGUGCAUCUUCCCACUCCAUGGAGAGGCAUCAAUAUUUGCAGAGAGGAAUAUCACUAUUAAAGACAAGUGUUACAGCCAUUACUACCUACUAUUAUAACUCACUGGGCUUGGAUGUGCCAUCCAAUCUUUCUACUUUUGAGGCGUUUGCAAAGUUGCUCCAUAUGUUAUCGUCAUCAAAGGCCCUUCGAACUGCUUUUGAAUCGAACAUUGCCUCAAGGUCAGAAAAGCAAGUGCAGCAGCUAAACAGAUCGGUUUGGAAGGCAAGUUCGGCCAUAUCAUCGGACAGCAGUUUUAUGGACAGCAUGCACACAGCCAUCAUGCCCAGCACUCUGGACAACCUCCUCCAGAACUCAAACGAGAGCUUCUUGUACACCGGUAAGCUGGUGAAGCAUGGUGGCGUGCCAGAUAGCAUACUCGACGGCUGGGACCUGGUAGAGCGUGAGGUCCUACCACCACCACCCUCGCAGGUUGAAGACGUCGCGCAGUGGGAAAGAGCCAUGUAUGCUGGCACCAAAAAGAAAUGACCUCUAUUUACAUGUCCUCAACCAUUAGAACACUGCAAGAGCUUUAGAUAUGUACCUGAUCAUCAGGUUCAGGUUCUGGUUCUGGUUCAUGUACAGUAGCAGUACAGAGUUAACCUCACCCUGGCUGUGACCUGUGAGUCAUCUACACUGCAAGAAUGCAGAGAGGGGAAUUGUAGUGUAGGGUUGAUUUGCUGCCAUAUGUACAUCAGUACAUGUAGUGCAGCGCUGUAAAUUUGUAAAUAUAACUUCUGUACCGUUUAGAACGGAAUGUAAAAUACCCGUGGAACACUUUUACAUUCCUUCCUAUGAGUACAAUACAACUGAGAAGGAAUUCUUUUA